AUGAAGGCGGUUAGAGGCCUUGCGAAAGCAUCGUGCCGCUACCUCGUCACGUUCGCAGCUUUAACAAGACCACGAAGUUGCAAUGCGUUUCAAGGCAAGAACGUUAUAUCGGCAACAGCUUAUCCAAAUCUAGCACCAUAUCAAGCGACCUCGAACGGAUCGACACUCGUCCAAUAUGAGCAUGCUGAGGAAGAGUUGAUGGAAGGCAUCAGGCUGAUUGAGAGCAUGAAGAGCGCUUCGACCUGCAAAACAAAAGCAACUCAGCAGCUACUGAAUUCAUGUUCAGCUCUUGACGGUACUGGGCCUAGUCAAGACAGACCCGCAGAAGAGCUCGAUAAAUUGAAAAGCCAGUAUGCUGCACGGUUGGCUGUUUGUGAACUGCAAGAAGCUGAAAAGCCUCCAAAAUUACCACGUUGCUCGAGUUUGGGGUCUUCUGGCCCCGGCGAGUUGGUCAAUCGCAGUCAACUGGCAGCCUGCUUGAGGGAACUUCAGAACAAUAUGGUAUUCUGGGGCUCAUACGUUAAUAGCCUGCAGAAUGUGGGUUACAUGUGCCAGGUGGCACGUGCAGAGAUCGAGAAAGAGCAGCUAGUAGAACAGCGCCAGGCUUCUCUACAGACUACACUCUUGGUGACAAGAGUGCUUUCAGAAUUUCAACAAAGCGUCGCAACACAAAAUGCAGAGCUCCUAGUUCAUGCACAGAAACUAAGAGACCUGCAUCGUCAAAACAUCGAGGAAUUAGCCAUGGCCCGCAAGGAUACUUCUGCAACCUUGCAUCAGCUCAGAGAAGACUUUAGUGCUCAGUUGCAAAACGUGGCUGACAAAGCAGAAGCCGUGAUUGAGACGGUGACAGCGAGUGCCAGCAACACAAAUGAGGAGCUUGGGCGGCAUGUGCAGAAUGUGCAGCACAGCCUUGCAAACAUCUGGCAGCUGAUGGCUGAGGGCAAUGCGGAAAUUGCUGCACGCCAGCUGCAAGAUUCGACGGAAAGCCACGAGAUGGCUCUGGCAAUCCAGCGCGCUCUGGAGAGCGUUGUCAUGGAUGAGAUUGGGGGACUCUCUGAUGCCUUGUCAAGUCUCUCUAGCGAUUUGUUACUCGCGGGGCAUCAAGUCACCUCGAUGCGCCAAGGACAUGCCUUCUUAGCAGAGAGUCUCGAUCAAUCCGUGGCCAAAUCUGUCCACGUGGCUGACACGCUCGACAAGCUGAAUGUGCCCGUCCUAGAGAUGUUUGCUCAAGCGGCGAGCCUUGCAAACUUCAUUUUUAGUGAUGCGUUCUUGGGUCUUGUCGGCUUCCUUUCACCAAUGGUCUUCGUCUUCGUCUGCGCUGCGGUCUUUCAGUUUAGGUUGAUGUUCUGGCUGCUGAGAGUCGGAGCUCUGCUCGGAGCCUCUUACGUCACCUUAUGUGUAUAUACGUACAGGGAUACCUCACCUGUCCUUCAAAAUAUCAUUCUCGGCGCAUGGCAAGCGACCACAACCUCACUGAUACUCCUCAUGUUGAGCUACAUCCUUUUUGUUGCUUUCAAGACCGCUCGAAGAACUUGGCAUAAGCUUGGUGACACGACCAGCAUGACGAUUACUCCUGACGAGGAUGAAGAAGCGAGCCGACUCAAGCGAGCCCGAAAGAAGAGCCUUGAAAAUGCCAGGAAAGCUCGCUUCGACAGAGCAUCAACCUCGCCGCCUUGCUGA
Molecule: messenger RNA, 1680 nt
Organism: Endocarpon pusillum Z07020
Lineage: Eukaryota; Fungi; Ascomycota; Eurotiomycetes; Verrucariales; Verrucariaceae
Exons: 3
Coding region: 1-1680 (559 amino acids)
Biological process (GO): karyogamy involved in conjugation with cellular fusion; nuclear membrane fusion involved in karyogamy
Cellular component (GO): endoplasmic reticulum membrane
Source: RefSeq, a predicted model, not a curated record